This is a messenger RNA of Solanum dulcamara, 2084 nucleotides long. Its product is annotated as trihelix transcription factor ENAP1-like. The transcript has a single exon. The coding region runs from base 795 to 1907 and encodes 370 amino acids. NCBI's taxonomy places the organism in Eukaryota, Viridiplantae, Streptophyta, Magnoliopsida, Solanales, Solanaceae. Gene Ontology annotation, cellular component: nucleus. The record is from RefSeq and is a predicted model, not a curated record. Gene Ontology annotation, molecular function: transcription cis-regulatory region binding.
UUAAUUUUCCUAUAAAAUAAAUAGUUGGCCCUAAAUAAAAAAAAAAGAAGAAGAAAACCAGAACCCCAUAUAAUGCGAGGACACGUGUCCUUACACCCUGUGCAGUUGUGGAGCCCAAAGGCAGCCGGAAGGAAAAAUCACACUCGUUGAGCAACUUUGGUGGUUGCACUCCCACCUGAUUUUUGCGUCCUCUCUCUCUCUCUCUCUCUCUCAUCUUUGCUACCCCAGAAGAUGAACCCUACUAAAUCUUUAAAAUUGUCGAUUUUCAUGUAAAUCAUUUUACAGUCUCAGAUCCUUAAAGUUUUCUUGUAUUUGAUUUUUCUCAAAGUUUCAAACUUUAAGGCAAUUUCAAGAACAAGAUUCCCUCUUUUGAGGUAAGGGAGUUAAAGGGUGUUCUUUUUUAUUUAUUGGAUCCGUUGGGUAUUCUUGGUUUUUAGAUGGGUUUUGGUUGUUAAGGUGUUUGGUUUCCCCCCCCCCCCCCCCCCCAAAAAAAUAAAAAUCGUUUCUUGAAGUAAGGGAUUUACAGCAGGGUAUCUUUUCUAAUUGAAGAUUUUGUAUGGAUUUUGGGUUGCUUUAGGCAUAUUUUCUUGAGUUUGAUGGUAAAGGGAUUUUGCUUGUAUCUGAGAUCAAUUUUUUUAAAAUUAGGUAUUGUAAUGGUAUGCUGGUGAAUCUGGGAAUAAAAUGUUAAAAUGGGUCAAAAUUGAUUAAGAAAAUAUUGUGCUUGGAAUUUUAACUUAGACUCUCUCUAGGUGUUAGCGUGCUAUAGUAGUAGCCACUUGGUUUCUUGUGCUUCAAUGGAUGACAUUGAGGAUAAUGGGAGAUAUCCACCUAACCCUUAUGGCAUGAACCAUGGUUAUGAGUCAUCCAAUCGCCAGAAGCUUCCUGUUCACGACACUUGUUAUUCAAGGCAUGUCGACAAUCAAUAUGUGGAGGAGGCGGAUGAUGAUGAAGAUGUUGAUGGCGAAGAAGAAGAAGAAGAUGAUGAUGGUGAUGAAAAUGGUGUUCAGCGGAUAGGGGAAGAAGAUGAUGAUGAUGAUGAUGAUGAGUAUGGUGAUUCGCAGAGACAUCAAAAGAAGAGGAAGUUAAAGAGCUUAUUAUCAAGUUAUGAGUUUGCACCUCGAGUACCACCACCAUCUACUACAGAGGCAACUGCUCUCAAGCCUUCAUUUGGUGGUAGGAAUCCACUUUCAGAUUGGUCUGAACAUGAGACAUUUAUUUUGCUUGAUGCAUGGGGUACUAGGUUUGUUCGACAUGGGAGGAAGAGUCUUCGAUUAGAGGAAUGGCAAGAAGUUGCAGAGAGAGUGUCACGGGGAUCUAAAAUUGAGAGGACGGACACCCAGUGUCGUAACCGUUUGGAUACUCUGAAAAAGAAAUACAAAAAGGAGAAGAUGAAGUUUGGAGAGACUGGGAGUACCACUAGUAAGUGGGUGUACUUCAAAAAGAUGGAUAAGUUACUAACAUCAACUUCCCAGAAAGCAGGCGUUUCAUGUGGAAUGGACUCUGGAGAGUAUGUUUUCAUGAGCCCAAAAGCUUAUCUGAAUCAUGCUAAUGGCUUGGAUGAGAUGAGAGACAGUCCUGCUAACUCUGAAUCUGCUGAUGGUGAGGACGAUGGUUCAGAGGAUCUUCCACCAAAAAGAUCAAGAAAUGUACAAUCGGGAGGGAAUAGGAAUGUACAUUCUUUCAAAUUAAUAGCAGAUUCUAUCCAUAAAUUUAGUGAGAUAUAUGUGAAGAUUGAGAAUAGCAAGAGACAGCAAAUGCUGGAACUGGAGAAAAUGAGGAUGGACUUCCACAGAGAAUUGAAAUUGCAAAAGAGGCAGAUUGUGGAGAGAGCUCAGGCAGAAAUUGCAAGAAUACGUCAAGGAAGUGAUGAAGAGAACGGCAUGUCUGCUGAAAAUGUUAGUCCAUGAUUAGCCAGAUUAUCUCUCUAUUCGUUCCAUGUUGGCUAUUUUCCAUUGUUGCAUUAUAUCUUGCAUGUUAGUUUCUCACCGUUGAUGGCAAUAUAUAUGUAAGUCAACUUAAUGUGAUGUAAGAAUGUAAAUGUAGUUUCAACAGUCAAUAAUAACAUUAUGGAGAUCACAAUCGUA